AUGUUAAAUUCUGUGUUAGAAGGAGCUAAACAUGCAGCAGCUGAAGCAACAGCAAAAGGAAUAAGAAUGGCUGCUAAAGCAGUUGCCUCAAAGCAAUCAUUGCCUCUUGGAGAAGCUGGGGAAGCUGUUGAAGAACAAUCCAAGAUGGGAGGAAUUAAUAAAAAUUUGAUUAAUAGACCAGCAUUGGUAAAACGGUUAUCGCCUGAUUUUAUGCGUGCUGUAGUUCAAGAUGGGUGUGAACUUGCCCGUUGCCAGCUAAUUUGUAUUCGAGUAAAAUUUGAUGCAAAAUGUGGAGGUUCUGCCGGAACAUUGCUUUCUGAAGCUUUUGUUAGACCUAUUUCUCAAGCACAAGAAUUUUUAAGUUAUGGCAGUAUUGCUCCAUUUAUGGGGGCAUUUUUACCACAUCAGUUAAUUAAUAUAGAAAAUUUUUUGAAUUUUUUUAAAAAAAUCCCAGAUGUGAUUUUAUGGUAA
This is a messenger RNA of Meloidogyne enterolobii, 471 nucleotides long. The record is from the annotation of a GenBank genome assembly. NCBI's taxonomy places the organism in Eukaryota, Metazoa, Nematoda, Chromadorea, Rhabditida, Meloidogynidae.